Molecule: messenger RNA, 1467 nt
Organism: Cinara cedri
Lineage: Eukaryota; Metazoa; Arthropoda; Insecta; Hemiptera; Aphididae
Source: the annotation of a GenBank genome assembly
AUGCAGGGUCUUAAGGUAAGUGCGGCCGUUUACGAUUUGUAAAAAAAAAAUAAAAAAAUAAAAUAAAAACCGAAAUCGAUCGCGGGCCCGGAACGAAGACGCCCGAAAAGACGUUCUCGAUCCGUUCGGCGCGCCGCCGUACGUUUUCGUCGUUCGCGACUAGAUUUCGGCUUUACGUAAUAUUCACCAAUGACGAAUCGUUGAAAUUUUUGUUUUGAACUUUUUAUUGCGAUAAUGGUGUUAUUGUUUUCGUUGAUCCCAUAGGUAUAGACAAUUAUAUCGAUCGAAUCACGGACGUUUCCGUGAUAAAUAAUUUCGCUAAUGAUUUUUACAAACUUAAAAAACAUAUCGUGGAAUCGGUUCGUCGUUAGUAAAUGUCGGGUUUCAUAAAAAAUUAAUUUUUCAAAUGUUAUAGUUUUGAAAACAUAUAAAAUAGACGAAUCUAGUGCAAGGCUCUAGGGACUUUUAUAAGAAAAGAAAAUACUAAAGUCGGCGAAUUUCUCAACGAUUGGCGUUGUAAUAGUAUUAUAUUUUUAUUAAAUUCGCCUUUCCGUUGUUUUCGAUAUUUUUAAUCUACUAGAAUUUUGUUCUUGGGGUUUAAUUUUUUUUUUAUUUUUUACCAAAGAAAUCUCGUUAUUUAACGGGAAAUGAUACGCUUCGAGAGGUUGGGUCAACACCGAUAUCAAUAAAUCCCUAUACUAAUAUCUUUUUAACGGAUUUUCUAUUUAAAUAAUUCGGUUGGGCUUUUACACAAGCAGAUACGAAUAAAACCAUAUGUCGGUGUUGAAAAUCCGAUCGGUUUUUUUUCGUUUCAUUCUUAACUCGUGCGUUCUGAUUUCUCAGACUGUAGGAUUGCUGUGCGUGGUUUUCGCUUGCUUGGCACGAGCCGCCGAAGAACCGUCGGCACCGGCCCAAUACGAAUUCGCUUACGCCGUAAACGAUCCCACCACCGGCGACCAAAAGGACCAACAGGAAUCGAGAAACGGCGACGACGUCAUCGGUUAUUACCGCACCCUGGACGCGGACGGUUUCGUGCGAACGGUCAAGUACAAGUCGGACGCCGUUAACGGAUUCACCGCCGAAGUCGUCCGCGAGCCCGUGAACGGCGCCGCUGUUCCUGCACCGGCCGUCGUUAAGGCCGUGCCCAAGCCAGUCGCCGUCCCAGCGGUCGCGCCUGUGGUCGCCCCGGCACCCGUAAUCGUCCGCGCACCGGCCGCACCAGCAGUCCUCCCGGUAGCUGCCCCGGCUAUCGCGCCUUACUACUUCGGAUCGUCCGCGGGUUACCCGUACAACUACCAACCGUACUCGUACGGUUACCAGGGUUACCAAGGAUACCAGGGAUACCCGGGAUACUCGGGAUACCAAGGAUACCCAGGAUACCAGGCAUAUCCCUACACACCGUACUCGUACGGCCAAUACCCGUUCAGCGCCCCGUACAAAUAUACGGCUCCGGUCGUCAGAAAGUAG